Fibroporia radiculosa is the source of this 3036-nucleotide messenger RNA. RefSeq lists its product as uncharacterized. The transcript is spliced from 15 exons. Gene Ontology annotation, biological process: transmembrane transport. Lineage: Eukaryota; Fungi; Basidiomycota; Agaricomycetes; Polyporales; Fibroporiaceae. Bases 1 to 3036 code for a protein of 1011 amino acids. Gene Ontology annotation, cellular component: plasma membrane. The record is from RefSeq and is a predicted model, not a curated record. Gene Ontology annotation, molecular function: transmembrane transporter activity.
AUGGGCCCCAGGGCUCUCAAACUCAAGGCAUGCUAUCAGUCUGUCGCCCAAUCCCUUCUUCAUUUCGGUAGCCUCUAUCUCGAACGACGUCCGUUAGCCAGGCUGCUUUCAACCUUUCUAUGCUGCCUCGCCAUUGUUGUUCAUCCUGUUUCCCGCUUCGGCGGAGCGUACGCGUAUCUAGUGCUCCCAUUCCAAGCACUCAUUUUCAGUGUGCAGGAAAGUCUCGCUCAGCAGCUUGAGCUGACAAUCCUGAAUCUCAUUGGAGCGCUUUUGGCUAUCGCCAUCUCGACUCUGGCAAAGUUUCUCGCUUCCUUGGCACCUUAUGACUCUACCGCAUCUAGGGCAACUUGCGCCAUCUUCCUGAUUUUCAUCAGCUUCUGCGCCGGGUUCGUGAAGAGUCGGCUGGUCCGUCUGACUGUGUCUAUGCGCAUCUCGCUUUUUGUGUCUACCUGGCUCUUGACAGUGAACAUUGGAGAUUCUUCUAAAGUCUUGUCCGACUCGGGUGACUUCCUAUAUGUCACAAUCGCCCCAGCAGUGCUCAGUUUGGCGGCGUUACUCAUUGUCAUGACUGCCUAUCGCUGGUCUUCGUCCAGCUUUGCAGGCGAUAUGGCAGCAUCCUUUGCUUUGUUACAGCGAUGUUUGUCCGUCAGUGUCGAGGGCAUUCAAGGAGGUCAGCGUAAAAUGAAUGCGGACUCUAUGGAAAUCCUGCAACUCCAAAGUCAACUAUUACAGAGAUCCAUUAUUCUCAACGAGACAUACUCACAGGCGGCUUUUGAGCUUAGAGUCGGACGCUUAAGCUUAAAAUCGAUCCGACCUCUGAUUGGUGUCGUUGAACAUCUGCGCCGGACGCUUUCGUGGGGAAUGUUCGCCACCGAGCGAAAGCCCAGUACAGCCGUUUCUAGUCGGGCGACAUCCCGUCGAGGUUCCGUUCGUCGUUUGGGGAAUUUUAUGGCACAGCCAGUGUUGCUGUCUCACGAAAAAUUCAUAUCCUCCAUUGAGGUUCCUGCACUCUCCCUGGGGCAUGCAAUUAUUGCUGCAUUACAAGCUGUCGAAAUGUUGAUCUCCCUGUCGUUCAACCAGAACAAGAGCACGUCUUCCGCUGCUACCUCUAACGGGCUGGUGCGUUUGGGGUCUGGUCCUGCGAAGCAUGCACUUCAUGUGGCGGAACAAACUUUGGUCAAGGCACGGAACGAGGCAAGGGAGCGUCUAGAACAUACGCUCAAUGAAAUGGAUCUUGAGCAGCGGGCACUCGGGCAGAACACGUAUUAUCCCAAGGAGGUGCUUGAUGGCAGUUUGAUUAUGAUCGCCUUGCUGCAGAUGGCGCAAGAGAUGCGUGGAGCCUUGCAGAUUGCCGAUCGCAUGUACACCCAGUACGAAGAGUCCACUAUGCGCCUCUGGUACCCGCGUAUAUCCCUCGCCUGGCUUGGCGUGCCUCCAGCUCACAUCAUCUCCGAUGAUGUCGACGCUACCCUGCAGUUGCGCCCCGCGGUCACCACUUCGAGUUGGGGCGGCACAAGCUCGGAGGUUGAUCUGACGGUCGCGGAGGCGAAGGAGGGUCUUGCAGAGCGUGGAUUCACUACGGACGUCAGGAGGCUUCCCAGCGGCUUGACGUAUGAGACGUUUGACGAGAAGGGGAAGCAGCAUCCGGCCUCGAGGAAACGUUCACCGUGGGACAUCUUGGCGCUGUUGUUCUCGCACCUAUGGGCGCUGCCACGGAUGAUUCGCACGCGAAUAUGGCUGGCCAAGCUCAAUCGGACGGUGGUGCACUCGGAGCAUGUCAAGCAUGCGAUGAAGAACGCGAUUGGGGUUGCCGUACUCAGCUUUCCCGCAUUUAUGCCGGCCAAUUCAGCAGGCGAGCCACCAAUGGUUCACAUUCUGGCAUGGACAAUGGAUGGUCAUCAGCUACGUCUGGGUUUUGGAGACAAACACUGGAGCAACCUGGAGAGUGGGAUACCUACGUUUGGUCGGCACGACUCUUGCCGCCAUUUAUGCAUACAUUGUUUGGCUGAUUUGUCGUAUGAACCCAUACGGCCUCACUAUACUGGUUACGGUAAGGUGCUCUUGGGUCGUGAAGUGGCUUUUAGGGCUCAUCGCAUACAACAGGCAGCGGACGUUCCCUUUACCUGGCUGAUUACUCGCGCAGCCCUCCCUCAGCUUGCCGUGCCUGCUGCUGUAGCGCUACCUAUUGUAGCCUUCGCACAGUAUGUUAAUCCUGGGACAACCACUAAAGUUGUGGAUAUCGCUGCGAUGCGUAUUUUGAUGAUAACCAUCGGAAUUGUUGGGGCGCUGCUCAUGAAUAGCGUCGUCUUUCCUCGACAUUGUCGGGUCCUUUUUCUGUCCGAAACCAGCAGUACCCUUGGUUUAAUGAGCGCACUAUAUAUGGCACUCGGAAACGACAUCUUUCGAAAGCAGCCGUGCUACAUACACCCUCAAAGAAAGAGAAUUUUGAAGCUUGAGUUGCACAUUCGGAGCCAGCUGCAUCGUCUUUCAGCCCUCAUCACAACAAUGCACGACGAAAUUAGUCUUCUUCCUAAACCGCUUGCACGAUAUCGCAGAAUUGUCACGUUAAUGCAGAGGCUCCUUGACGGGAUGACGGGGUUGCGGAAGAUCAGGGAGAACAUUCCUCGUCGGGAAACGGUUUCAAACGUAUAUAAUGAACGGCAUGAAUUUCUCUCAUGCGUGUGUAUCACGUUGUAUGCAUGUCAGCACGCGUUCCGCGCUCGCGAGUCGCUGCCCCAGUUUUUACCGUCUCCACGACACGCCUUAGAUAACCUGGAGGAACACAUACAGCAAAGCAUUCGUAACGCUCGCGAAGCGAAUGUGAAUGCUAUGGGCCUUUCUCUCGUUUAUGCGUUCGCCGAGCAGGAGGUGCUGAGACACAUGGUCGACACUCUCGAGGAGCUGUUGGAGCUGACAGGACGACUGUUCGGGACCUCGGCAUGGAUGACGAAUGAGCAGCAUAUGUCGAUGGCAAGCGUUGCUGAAGAUCCCGGAGACCAUGCUUGGUACAGCACAAUGAGGUGGGAGGAGGCGUGA